AUGGACCAGGCCUCUGCACAGGGGGCCUGGCUCAUGGACCAGGCCUCUGCACAGGGGCUGCUCAUGGACCAGGCCUCUGCACAGGGGCUGCUCAUGGACCAGGCCUCUGCACAGGGGCUGCUCAUGGACCAGGCCUCUGCACAGGGGGCUGCUCAUGGACCAGGCCUCUGCACAGGGGGCUGCUCAUGGACCAGGCCUCUGCACGGGGGGCUGCUCAUGGACCAGGCCUCUGCACAGGGGGCUGCUCAUGGACCAGGCCUCUGCACAGGGGGCUGCUCAUGGACCAGGCCUCUGCACAGGGGGCUGCUCAUGGACCAGGCCUCUGCACAGGGGGCUGCUCAUGGACCAGGCCUCUGCACAGGGGGCUGCUCAUGGACCAGGCCUCUGCACAGGGGGCUGCUCAUGGACCAGGCCUCUGCACAGGGGGCUGCUCAUGGACCAGGCCUCUGCACAGGGGGCUGCUCAUGGACCAGGACGGCUGCUUCAUGUGAUUCGUUCUAUUUCUCUCCUUUAUCUGCAGAUUCUGAGAUCGCUGCGGACGUCACUGUGAACGUCACUGUGAACGUCACCGUGAGGACGCACAGGAUGACGACCAAACGUAGGCUGAUCACAGACUCGUUUAGAGUGGUGAAGAGAGAGAGACGAGGAGGAAAACGAGAGAGAACCCCCACGCCUCCUCCCACUCCACAACAGCUGGAAGCUGAGGCUCGUCUGGAGGAUCUACAGAAGCUGCAGCAGUUCGACCUGGACUGGAGAUUCGGACCAUGCACAGGUAUCAGUCGUCUGCAGCGGUGGGAGAGAGCUCAGCUCCACGGUCUGCACCCUCCACAGGAGAUCAGAGAACUACUGCUGCAGACUGACCAGCACGAGCCCGAGCUCAGAGAGAGCUUGUGGCGCGAGUAUCCGCUGUGA
Messenger RNA from Knipowitschia caucasica, 912 nucleotides. Lineage: Eukaryota; Metazoa; Chordata; Actinopteri; Gobiiformes; Gobiidae. The record is from the annotation of a GenBank genome assembly.